GCAGAGGAUGAGUAAAUACGCUCUCCUGCUCACUGACCUCAUCAAGGAGGUGGGCGUGGCCCAGGAGGCGGAGCUCGCCGCUCUGCACGCCGCCACCAACAUGGUCAAGUUCCAGCUUCGCCACGGCAACGACCUGCUGGCAAUGGACGCCAUCCGAGACUGUGACGUGAACCUGAAGGAGCAGGGUCAGCUGAUCCGUCAGGACGAGUUCACUGUCUGGACCGGCAGGAGGAAAUGUCAGCGUCACAUCUUCCUGUUCGAGGAGCUGUUCUCUUCAGUAAACCCAAGAAGAUGGAGGGAGGUCUGGACGUCUUCAUCUACAAACACUCCUUCAAGACAGCAGAUGUGGGUCUGACGGAGUCCGCGGGGACAACGG
Molecule: messenger RNA, 376 nt
Organism: Anoplopoma fimbria (sablefish)
Lineage: Eukaryota; Metazoa; Chordata; Actinopteri; Perciformes; Anoplopomatidae
Product: puratrophin-1-like
Exons: 3
Coding region: 8-355 (115 amino acids)
Source: RefSeq, a predicted model, not a curated record